GCAAGAAGCGACGGCGCAGAGCGGUGGCGCGCAGCUCCGGUUCCCCUUUUCCCCUUGCUGGGCGAGAGGUGUCUAUGGGGCACCCGCCGCCACCGCCGCUACCGCCACCGCCACCGCUGCCGGGUGCUGUCUCUAUGGCGAGAAGGAGGAGGAGGAGCGCGAGCUCAGCGACACAAGUACACAAAUAAAGGAUAAAGUAUUUUAUGAAACAAAUCUUCAAUCAAGUAUAACAUUUUGAUGCAAGGCAUCUAGACCCCUUGUGCUCUCACUAUGCCAGCAGCAACUGUAGAUCACAGCCAAAGAAUAUGUGAAGUUUGGGCUUGCAACCUGGAUGAAGAAAUGAAGAAAAUUCGUCAAGUUAUCCGAAAAUAUAAUUACGUUGCUAUGGACACCGAGUUUCCAGGUGUGGUUGCAAGACCUAUUGGAGAAUUCAGGAGCAAUGCUGACUAUCAGUACCAACUAUUGAGGUGUAAUGUAGACUUGUUAAAGAUAAUUCAGCUAGGACUGACAUUUAUGAAUGAGCAAGGAGAAUACCCUCCAGGAACUUCAACAUGGCAGUUCAAUUUUAAAUUUAAUUUGACGGAGGACAUGUAUGCCCAGGAUUCUAUAGAGCUACUAACAACAUCUGGUAUCCAGUUUAAAAAACAUGAGGAGGAAGGAAUUGAGACCCAAUAUUUUGCAGAACUUCUUAUGACAUCAGGAGUAGUCCUCUGUGAAGGGGUCAAAUGGUUAUCAUUUCAUAGUGGUUAUGACUUUGGCUAUUUAAUCAAAAUCCUGACCAACUCUAAUUUGCCUGAAGAAGAACUUGACUUCUUUGAGAUCCUUCGUUUGUUUUUUCCUGUCAUUUAUGAUGUGAAGUACCUCAUGAAGAGCUGCAAAAAUCUCAAAGGUGGAUUACAAGAAGUUGCUGAGCAGUUAGAGCUGGAACGGAUAGGACCACAGCAUCAGGCAGGAUCAGAUUCAUUGCUCACAGGAAUGGCCUUUUUCAAAAUGAGAGAAAUGUUCUUUGAAGAUCAUAUUGAUGAUGCCAAAUAUUGUGGUCAUUUGUAUGGCCUUGGUUCUGGUUCAUCCUAUGUACAGAAUGGCACAGGGAAUGCAUAUGAAGAGGAAGCCAACAAGCAGUCAUGACAUGAAAUAGCCCUUUUAUUUUUAUUUUAUUUUAUUUUAUUUGAGCUACACACAUGCUUGUAUAUAGGUUUUAUCUCUGGUUGAAUCCUUUGGACAAUAGACCAUACCUUAUUUUUCCCUUUCAUAGCUCAUUUUAUUUUCUGCCUUUCAGUACUAAGUAUGAGCAUUCCUAUCUCAGAUCUCAAUAAAUAGAAAA
Orycteropus afer afer is the source of this 1324-nucleotide messenger RNA. RefSeq names its product CCR4-NOT transcription complex subunit 7 (gene CNOT7). Gene Ontology annotation, cellular component: CCR4-NOT complex; CCR4-NOT core complex; P-body. Gene Ontology annotation, molecular function: poly(A)-specific ribonuclease activity; nucleic acid binding. Lineage: Eukaryota; Metazoa; Chordata; Mammalia; Tubulidentata; Orycteropodidae. The record is from RefSeq and is a predicted model, not a curated record.